AGGCCGCGCGACCGGAAGCGGUAGCGACCCCGGAAGUCCUCACGGCUACAGCUGGUCCGUACGAGCUCGUCCCCUGCGCCGCCCCGAGGGGUGUGCUUGCCCGCCUGGCCAUGGACGACACCCUGUUCCAGUUGAAGUUCACAGCUAAGCAGCUGGAGAAGCUGGCCAAGAAGGCAGAGAAGGACUCCAAGGCUGAGCAGGCCAAAGUGAAGAAGGCCCUUCAGCAGAAGAAUGUGGAGUGUGCCCGUGUGUACGCUGAGAACGCCAUCCGCAAGAAGAAUGAAGGAGUAAACUGGCUCCGGAUGGCGUCCCGUGUGGACGCGGUGGCCUCCAAGGUGCAGACAGCUGUGACCAUGAAGGGGGUGACCAAGAAUAUGGCACAGGUUACCAAAGCUCUGGACAAGGCCCUGAGUGCCAUGGAUCUUCAAAAGGUGUCUGCAGUGAUGGACAGGUUUGAGCAGCAGGUGCAGAACCUGGAUGUGCACACAUCGGUGAUGGAGGAUUCUGUGAGCUCCGCUACUACGCUGACCACACCUCAGGAGCAGGUCGACAGCCUCAUUGUCCAGAUUGCUGAGGAAAAUGGCCUGGAGGUCCUAGACCAGCUCAGCCAGCUUCCAGAGGGAGCCUCUGCUGUGGGCGAGAGCUCUGUGCGCAGCCAGGAGGACCAGCUGUCUCGGAGGUUGGCUGCCCUGAGGAAUUAGCCCGUCCUUGGCAGGUGCUGCCUCCCCUGCCCUGUGAUGUGCUGGAGGCUUCUGCCCGGCUGCGUUCCUCUCUUUCCAACCCUCCAGAGCUGCCCUGGCUCUUUUCCAACCCGUCAGGCUGGUGCCUCAGAACUGAGCCUUAGGUUGGGCAGCGGGUCUCUGUCCUGGUAUUGAAUUUGCACAAGCGUGUGGUGACUUCUGUGAGUGUGGGCCACAACUGGAGGAAGGCACGCUUUCUUUUGUCCUAUAUGAGGUUGACAGGGUUUGGCCUGCAGAUGUUUCUGGACUUGAGCCCAGUGCUUUGGGGCCUUCAGAGUCCAGUGACUACACACCUGCUAUGUGCUGUGGCCAGUGAGGGUCAGAGCCAGUCCUCCUUUGCCAGGCAACUCUUGGGAGCCUCUCCCCCUUCCUCUGCAGACAAGAAAUCCCAUUGUGUGACAGCCGUUAGUAGGUUCCUGUGGACUUUGUGUACCAAGGUGUCCAGUGCCACCUGCACUGACCUGGGGCCUUGACAAGUGCUUACUCUCUUCCGUCUUGCCAGAGCUGCAGUCUUGGUGUCCACUGCCACCUGACUGAGUCUGCGUGGCCUUUCUGUCCCUCAGCUCCUUCCCCAGCCUGCAGGAACAGAACCACCAUUCAAUUUCAAGUCCAGGACCCUCCUAAGAAAAUCUUAAACUGUACUCCACAGCUGCCUCUGGAAGAACUCUGGGCCACUGGGGCUGAGCUGUCUGCCUGAUGCUGACAGGCCCCCUAGUGUCAGCCUCCCAGGCCCUUUUAGAGCUGCUCAUUCUUGAAUAGCUGGUUCUCCUGUCCUUUUAGACAAAGGCUGCUGUUUCUGCCUUCUCCAAGGGAGAGCCAGGGUCAGUCACUUGUGGCUGCUGGCAGCAAACUCUUACAUCCUUCCACAGUGAGGAAGCCGGCAGCAAGCAGGUAGUGCGGCUGACUGGGCAGCCCGGAGACUGUACAGACUGCUGUUUUAUUUUCUAUCUCCUGAAGUUUACUCAUGUUCUUAAAACUCCUGGUGAUUUUGUUCUUUUGCCAAAGUAGGAAGCACAGCGGAUUUCACAGCCCUGUAGGCUGAGCAGUGCAGCGCUGCCCACAGGUUUACACACAAGCUUGGAGACCACCUGUGUUUGGUUUCUUCUGUUCUGCACUUUGGAGCCCUUGGGUAUUCCACAUUACAAGUUGAUGUUAUAGGCGGGAGCUGGAAUUGUUGGCCCUGGAUGUGGGGACCACAGUACAAUCUAAGCAUGGGCCCCACAAGGCUUCCUGAAACCAGCCUCCUCCUUGUUGGAUGUUGAGAGCAGCUGCAGUGUCGGGACAGCCUGUGAGCUCCCUGGGUCGUGGACAGUGCAGGAUUUGUGGAACACUAGUAGGGACGGGGGAGCUGGGCUGGGUUCAUCGGGAUGGGCAUGUCUGCCUUUACAGUGCUGUCGCAAGUCAAUAAAGGGAUUGGUGGAGAACGUC
Molecule: messenger RNA, 2168 nt
Organism: Grammomys surdaster
Lineage: Eukaryota; Metazoa; Chordata; Mammalia; Rodentia; Muridae
Gene: Chmp1a
Product: charged multivesicular body protein 1A
Exons: 7
Coding region: 111-701 (196 amino acids)
Biological process (GO): endosome transport via multivesicular body sorting pathway; protein transport; late endosome to vacuole transport
Cellular component (GO): multivesicular body; ESCRT III complex
Source: RefSeq, a predicted model, not a curated record